Staurois parvus is the source of this 1296-nucleotide messenger RNA. Lineage: Eukaryota; Metazoa; Chordata; Amphibia; Anura; Ranidae. The record is from the annotation of a GenBank genome assembly.
AUGUGCCAUUUAUAUUUCUUCAUAAAAGUACUCAGGCUUAUUUUACAUUCCUCUUUUACAGUCAUCACAAGCCCUCCAGGAUGGGAAAUCGGAAUAUACAUAGCUGGUGCGCUGACGCUGCUUGGUGUGGUGGGUUUAUACCUCUGGAAGCUGUAUAAAUCUGGGAAUUAUCCAUCACCUUCUCCAUUCCCUAACUAUGACUAUAGAUAUCUGAAGCAAAAAUACGGGACAUCUUACUCAGAUGCCAAAAGAAAGCAUGAAAUGGCUUUUUCUUUCUAUUCCCAGAGGACCGUUCAUGGGAAUUCUUCAAACAAUGUGGCGAAUCUAAAUGACACCUAUGAGAGCAUGAAUGAGUUUGGUCCCAUGGAACUGAUCAACAGGGACAUGGAGAUGACACCAUAUGGGAUGUUAAGGAAAUCCGUCUCCACAGAUUCUCUCAGCUCCAUCUCUUCUAUUGGAAAUAACUUUGGCCAGGACUUUACAGUGGGACAGAUAGAAGUGACUAUGGAUUAUCAUGUACAUUCCAACACACUGCAUGUCAUGUUAAUUCAAGGAAAAGACCUUAUGGAGAGGAAAGAGGAUGGAAACUUUGAGUCUUGUUUCGUUCACAUUAGCCUGCUACCUGAUGAACAAAUUGUUGGAAUUUCAAGGAUACAGAGAAAUGCAUAUUCAGUUUUAUUUGAUGAGAAGUUUUCCAUACCGCUCGAUCCGAUGGCGCUGGAGGAAAACAGCCUGAGGUUCGCUAUUUUUGGAAUAGAUGGAGAUGAAAGGAAUAUCAGUACGGGAGUUGCAGAGCUGAAAUUGUCAGACUUGGAUUUGGCUAUGCGACCAUUCAAUACCUGGAUAUACCUACAAGAUGUCAAUAAGGCUGUAGAUGCAGUAGGGGAGAUUCUGUUGUCUCUCAGUUACCUCCCAACAGCUGAGCGUCUCACCGUGGUGGUGGUUAAAGGAAAGAACUUGCUGUGGACAGAAGGAAAGACCACAGCAGAUCCAUUUGUAAAGGUGUACCUGCUGCAAGACGGCAGAAAGAUCAGCAAGAAAAAGACCGCAGUGAAACGGGACGACAGAAAUCCGGUCUUUAAUGAAGCCAUGAUUUUCUCUGUACCAGCCAUAGUACUGCAGGACUUGUCUCUAAGGGUGACAGUAGCAGAAUGUUGUGAUGAUGGCAGAACAGAAAAUAUCGGACAUGUGAUCAUUGGACCUUCAGUCAGUGGGAUGGGCAUGACCCACUGGAACCAAAUGUUGGCCACCCUCAGAAAGCCUGUGUCUAUGUGGCACCAGCUACGACAAAACUAA